AUGGAGGACGUCUUCACCAACUUCACCAACGGUACCAACCAGACUGUCUACGGCCUACGGGAGAACUCAGCUCCCCGUGCCCCAGAAGAGCGGAUUCCAAAUUUAACAUACUAUCUUGUAGACUCAUUUGAUAUCGUGCGUAAGGUGACAUUUGCUAUUGCUUCCAUUGGCAUUCCUCUGAUCCUCAUGGCCAUCUACUCUGUGUAUUUUAUGGUAAGUUCAUUAUCAUUGAAUAUAUUCAUGUGCUCUUCAUGUCAGUCUGUGUCUGUGGUAUCAUGUGUCUAAGCUGUACUGCCUUAUUUUCAGACUUAUAAUAAUAAUAGAAAAAAAAUAACAACAGUAACUGACCACAAUAACUGACCACAGUAAGUGUCCUCAAAAACUGACCACAAAAACUGACAACACUGAUUGACCCCAGUGAACGACGACAUUAACUGACCACAAUAACAGACCAUAGCAACUGUCCACAGUAUUAGACCACAGUAACUGACUACAAUAACUUUCCACAGGGACUGACCACAGUAAAUGACAGAAGUGACUGACCAGUGAAACAGCUCUGGUAUUGAGAUAAUUCCAGGUUAAAAGUUUUGGUCAUUUAAAAACUAAAAGAAAUUUUAAUAAAAUUGAAGCUGAAAGUUCGAGGUUUGAUCUUGAAAUUUGAAAAAUUAAAAACACUGUAUUCAGAUUAAAAAUUAGUCUUUGAAAGUUAAUUUCAAUCUUAAUAAAGUUGUGAGUCAGCUCUGGAAUUCUUUUGAUAAAAUCAUUUAUUUUUAUUUUUCUCUCUUAAAUACAUUUGUUAAAUUUAAAGGAGUUAAAUGAACAAACCCUUUGGUCUGGAUUCAGCUCCAUAUUCCGGUAUUUUCAGGUCCAAGUUAAAUGCAGAAGUUGGAUAAAUGAACGGCACAUGUCUGACUGACGGUGGAGAUCUGAACAUUUUUCUAAACUGGUCACCUUCCAAACUGUUUUCCUGCAGGUACAAAGUGAUCAUGUUGCUCCGAUCUACAUCAUCAACCUCCUCAUUGCUGACCUCAUUCAACUCUGCUGCAUGAUCUCAUGGGAGACACCUUCAGUGGGUCGGUAUGAUAAAGAGAUCUCCUCUGAGGUUCACCAAACUGCAGUGCUGGCCAGUGUUGGGUUCAUGGUGGCUAUCGCCAUGGAAAGGUAAGGACUGAUCAGCCCAUUUUGUGUGUAAUGAUGUAGGUCUGUGUGUUUUCAGACAGUAGGUGUACCUCUGAGAGUUACAGCUUCAGGUUCAUUAUUUACAGGUACUUGGUCAUCGUCCACCCCCUGUGGUACCGUGUCAGACGAUCCAUCAAGUCCACUGUGGUGGUCUGUGUCGUGGUCUGGGUCGUUUCUUUUGGUUUUCACCUGUCACGUCCUACCAUACUCGUCAGCUUCCUCCUGCCCUUCCCGCUGCUCAUAUUCUUCCUGGUCAGGACCCUCAGAGCCCUCUCUCUCUCCAUGUCAGUCCCUGUGGAGGAGAAACGAAGAAUUGCAGGAGUUUUAAUCUUGGUGCUGGUCAUUUAUACGCUGCUGUUCCUGCCUGCCAUCAUUGUUUUAGUAAAACCCUGGACUUUAACUCUGGACACAAUAUAUAACAUAUGUAUUAGGUUGAGUGUUAUCGCUGACUUGGUUCUGUAUGUUUUCAUUAGGAAAGGGACCAUAUCCAAGAUCUUAGACUUAGUGUGCUGUUGCAAAGUAAAAACCAACGAUCCACAAACAACAACCACUGAUGGUGGAAGUGGAGCUUAA
Xyrichtys novacula (pearly razorfish) is the source of this 1752-nucleotide messenger RNA. The record is from the annotation of a GenBank genome assembly. Lineage: Eukaryota; Metazoa; Chordata; Actinopteri; Labriformes; Labridae.